This is a messenger RNA of Armigeres subalbatus, 719 nucleotides long. RefSeq names its product UDP-N-acetylglucosamine transferase subunit ALG13 homolog (gene Alg13). The record is from RefSeq and is a predicted model, not a curated record. Bases 156 to 668 code for a protein of 170 amino acids. Lineage: Eukaryota; Metazoa; Arthropoda; Insecta; Diptera; Culicidae. Gene Ontology annotation, biological process: dolichol-linked oligosaccharide biosynthetic process. Gene Ontology annotation, molecular function: hexosyltransferase activity. The transcript is spliced from 2 exons.
UUUUUCUUAACCGUGUAUAAUUAAACAAUCCAAAUAAAAACAGACAACGCAUCACAAAUAUGUUAACAGUAACAUGGUAGUUAAAUUUGAAUAACGAGAUUAAUAUACUACAUCUAGAUCAUAAAACAUAAAAAUACAGGUUUUCCAGAUCCACAAUGAAGGGACCGACGUAUGAACGGGUCUUCGUAACUGUUGGGACCACGCAAUUCGAAGACCUGAUUAAUGCCGUGAAUGACGCCGCGGUCGUCGCCGAGCUUCGCCGGAUGGGCUGCAGAAAAUUGGUUCUUCAGAUAGGCCGUGGCAGGGAUCCAAAAAUAGUGCCCGAUCUGUAUGGAAAUGACAUUGAAGUACAAUUCUACGAUCUCAAAAGCAGCAUAGCCGAGGAUAUCGAACAGGCGGAUUUGGUAAUCAGCCAUGCCGGUGCCGGUAGCUGCAUAGAAGUGCUGGGCGCUGGGAAGCCUCUGCUGGUGGUGGUGAACGAAACGUUGAUGGACAACCAUCAAACGGAACUGGCGGAUCAACUGUUCAAGGAGGGUCAUCUAAAGUACUGUACGCCAUCAACUUUGGCACAAACGCUGGCGGAGGGUGGAUUCAAUAGGCUGAAGAAAUUUCCACCAGGAUCGGCAAAAGAAUUUGUUAGUUAUUUGGAUGCAUUUAUGGGAUUUUAGUUUUUGUAUAUUUUGUUCAUAAAUAUAAAAUUAUUAUUAAUAUCAAUUAAA